UCAACCGCCACCUCUAUUUAGAUCUCUUAUUCAAUCCAAAAGUUCCCUUUUCUUCGCGAUUUUCCUACUCGCAACUUCUCUUUAUAGAUUUUUCUCUCAAAAUUGUGUAGUUGCUUGGUGCAAGAUCAAGGUCAUUCAUCAGUUAUUGCACUUCUUUUUCCCCCGCUAAUUUCAGCUUGUUUAUUCAUCUUGGAUGACUCUCCCAUCAUGUGGAUCUUGAAACUGAGCCUAUGCAAAGAAUAUGCUAAUAACUUUGUGGCGAAGGGCACGGUUGUGCUCGCGGAGCACACACCGUUCUCGGGGAAUUUUAGUACUAUUGCCAUCCAAUGCCUACAAAAGCUUCCUCCUGAUAGUAGCAAGUUCACUUACUCGUGCGACGGCCACACGUUUAACUUCUUCGUCGAUAGAGGAUUUGUUUUCCUUGUUGUAGCGGAUGAAGUGGUUGGGAGGAGUUUGCCAUUUGUGUUUCUUGAGAGAGUAAAAGAUGAUUUCAUGCAGCGGUAUGGAUCUAGUAUUGGCUCUGAAGAUCCGCAUCCACUUGCUGAUGAGGAGGAUGAUUUUUUAUUCGAAGAUAGGUUUAGCAUUGCAUAUAAUCUCGAUCGGGAGUUUGGACCGAGGCUGAAGGAGCACAUGCAGUAUUGCAUUAAUCAUCCUGAAGAAAUGAGCAAGUUGUCCAAGCUGAAAGCUCAGAUUACAGAUAUCAAGGAAAUAAUGAUGGACAACAUUGAAAAGGUUCUUGAUCGAGGAGAGAAGAUUGAACUUUUGGUGGACAAGACGGAAAGUUUACAGUUUCAG
Messenger RNA from Ananas comosus (pineapple), 795 nucleotides. RefSeq names its product vesicle-associated membrane protein 727-like. The record is from RefSeq and is a predicted model, not a curated record. Gene Ontology annotation, cellular component: membrane. Gene Ontology annotation, biological process: vesicle-mediated transport. Lineage: Eukaryota; Viridiplantae; Streptophyta; Magnoliopsida; Poales; Bromeliaceae.